AUGAAUGUUCGAGAUAUUUUAUAUGUUAAAGAUAAGGUUAUACAUCAAUUAUCAGUAUCAUAUAAGGGUGUCACUUGUUUCCUAAAUACAAUUGGUCCAAAAAUUCGUGUUAAUUUUAAAAAAAGUUUUGAAAAAUUCCAUGAAGAUAUUUCACCUUUUGUAGAGGAAAGUGGUAAUGAUUUAUUAGAAAUAUUUAAACCUGUUACAUUGGCAAAUGAGAAUAAUUUUGAGUUACAUAAAAAUGGAUGUGUUGAAAUAUAUCUAAGUCUUGCUGUAAUGUUCAUUGGUCUAACAUCAGGAGAAUUAUUUGGAAAUACAUUAUUUGGUAAUAUUCUUAGUUAUAUAUUUACACCAUCAGUUGAAGUGUUUGUUAUGAUUACUUUUCCACUAAGUUUAUUUUUAAAAAGUUAUGAAGAUAUCUGUUAUGAUGAAAUAGAAAGAAAAAAAGAAUUAUUUUUGAUAUCUUUGAUUACAGGUACAUUUAUUGGACAUUUAUUUGGUAAAGAAGUAACAUACUACUAUCCAUCAAUCUAUUUUAUUUUUCUUUUAAUAUUAACUAUUUUGAUUGACAAUGACAAAACAAAAUUUAAAGAGAACAUGUCAACAAGUAACUCAAAUAUGAUGCAAAUUCUUUUUAGUGGAGCUCUUACAUUUCUUUUUAUGGCAACAUUUUCUAUUUUAACAAUAAAAGGAUCCCUCAUAUUAUUUAUCCUUAUUUUUAUAACAUAUCUUCAUAUAGAAUUUUUAGGAAGACAUGUCACAACAAAAUUAGUUUCCAUUGGAACAAAUCAAUUUAUUUAUGUUGCACUUUUUGUCAUAAUUCAAAUUAUUUUUGCAGUAUUAUAA
This is a messenger RNA of Strongyloides ratti, 846 nucleotides long. RefSeq lists its product as hypothetical. The record is from RefSeq and is a predicted model, not a curated record. NCBI's taxonomy places the organism in Eukaryota, Metazoa, Nematoda, Chromadorea, Rhabditida, Strongyloididae. Bases 1 to 846 code for a protein of 281 amino acids. The transcript is spliced from 2 exons.